AGUCGGUGCUAUGGUCAGGGCCAUCUUGGCUGGUGCUCUCCGGACUGUGAUAAAUACAUUAUAACCCGCAAACGGCUCGCAUUAAAGCAUCAGUUUCACGGCUACCGGUGCUGAAUUAAAGAAGCUGCUGUACUUGCUUUAUUAACACAUCUUUCUUUCCUUAAAAAUCAAAUAGUCGCCCGGAAACCAGAGGAAUAAUAACUACAUUGUAAUACAACAUGGAUGAGGAAUACGAUGUGAUCGUCCUGGGAACCGGACUCACAGAAUGCAUUCUCUCUGGGAUCAUGUCAGUCAAUGGAAAGAAAGUUUUGCACAUGGACCGGAACCCAUAUUAUGGAGGUGAAAGUUCCUCCAUCACCCCUCUGGAGGAGCUUUAUAAGCGGUUUGAUAUUCAGGACGGCCCUCCAGAGUCAAUGGGCCGGGGAAGAGACUGGAAUGUCGACCUCAUCCCGAAAUUUCUCAUGGCUAAUGGGCAGUUAGUGAAGAUGCUCUUGUACACUGAGGUGACCAGAUACUUGGACUUCAAAGUGGUGGAAGGAAGCUUUGUAUAUAAAGGAGGAAAGAUCUACAAAGUUCCCUCGACAGAGACCGAAGCUUUGGCAUCCAAUCUGAUGGGAAUGUUCGAGAAGAGACGCUUCCGGAAAUUCCUAGUCUUUGUGGCCAACUUCGAUGAAAACGACCCGAAGACUUUUGAGGGCGUCGAUCCCAAGCAGACCACAAUGGGAGAGGUGUAUAAGAAGUUCGACUUGGGCCAGGACGUUGUUGAUUUCACCGGACAUGCCUUGGCCCUUUACAGAACAGACGAUUACCUUGAGCAGCCAUGCCUGGAGACCAUCAAUCGUAUCAAGCUGUAUAGCGAAUCUCUGGCCCGCUAUGGGAAGAGCCCUUACCUGUAUCCAUUGUACGGCUUGGGCGAACUGCCUCAAGGCUUUGCCAGGCUAAGUGCUAUUUAUGGAGGGACCUACAUGCUUAACAAGCCUGUGGACGAGAUUGUCAUGGAGGGCGGCCAUGUUAUCGGAGUAAAAUCUGAAGGAGAGAUCGCACGAUGCAAGCAGCUGAUCUGCGACCCCAGUUACAUCCCUGAUCGUGUGCGCAAAGCAGGCCAAGUGAUUCGGGUCAUUUGCGUCCUCAGCCACCCCAUAAAGAACACCAACGAUUCCAACUCGUGUCAGAUCAUCAUCCCGCAGAAUCAAGUGAAUCGCAAGUCAGAUAUCUACGUGUGUAUGAUCUCUUAUGCCCAUAACGUGGCGGCCCAGGGCAAGUACAUUGCCAUUGUGAGCACCACUGUGGAAACGGCCGAGCCUGAAGCUGAAAUCGAGCCUGCACUCGAGCUGCUGGAGCCCAUUGACCAAAAGUUUGUGGCUAUCAGUGACAUGUACGAGCCGACAGAUGACGGGUCAGAUAGCCAGAUCUUCGCGUCGCGGUCCUACGAUGCCACCACCCACUUCGAGACGACCUGCAACGACAUCAAGGACAUCUACAAGCGCAUGACCGGCAGCGACUUCGACUUCGAGAACAUGAAGCGCAAACAGAACGACGUCUUCGGAGAGGAAGAGCAGUGAGGGAGUCGAGACGAGAUGGGUGGCUGGAGUAGGCAGUAGAUCAGGACAGCUGUGAAUGGGACAGAUGUGAGGGGUUUGGUUUGAUUACUAGAUGAAUAGUAGAUGGUAUCAGACAAGAAGGAUUGAAGCAAUGAAACCAGGCUGCGGGUGUAUCUCAGCUGUCCUAGAUUUUCCUUGCUCCUUGCUUCCUCUUCACUCUCAGCUCCUAUUAUUGUUUUUCUUUUCCCUCCUCCAAAUUCUGUACAUUUUAGCACACAGGCACAACGCUCUCUCACGCUCACGUUGCCCCGGCUCAUCCUUUACAAAGCAGUCGUACGUUUUUCCGUGAAUGUCAUUUUCCGAGCUAAUAUCUUGCGAAACAUAUCCAAGCCUUAUUUAUUUGGUAGUGGUUCUUAAUUUAUGAAUGAUGCCUUUCAGAGCAGCCCUUGUGUCUUUACAAGCUCCAUUAACACUAGCAACAAGAAGAUAUCGAGUGAAAUAGAAAACUAGAAACUAUUUAAAAAAAAACUCCCGGACCAGGAUUGUUAAACAAACGCACCACGAGAAUCACUUUUAGACUACCGCUAACGUGUGCGUUAUUGACGAGUACUACAAAGCUAAUGAUUUUGCACCUAACACAUAACACAUGUAUUAUCAGUACCCUUGCAUGCAUCUUUCAUUCAGCACCGUUUUCCGAUCGACGCUGCUUUGAACACAAAGCCUCCACAGACACGCUCGGCUUAUUUAACCCGCUGGAUUAGGAUGCGUAUACGAGUCCGCAUAUGCAGUACGGAACUGGGAGUUUAAAAGCCAUUUAAAGUAACGUUUCCGUUUGCCUGCGUCAAACCCCACAUUCAGGAUCCACACCAGGAACAGUUUGUAUAGGAAUCGUGGUAAUGUGAAUCUUUAGCUUUGACUACUAUUGUGCCCCCUCGUGAUUUUCACACCUGUAUAUCUUCUAGGUGUUCUGGUUUGUUAAACUAGGCUGGACCCUGGUCUAUGAACUUGGAGUUGUGUGUUCUCUUCUUCCCCUCGUAUCCUUCUGAUCAUGCUGGAGCGGUUCCUCGUGUCAUUCCUCCGCUUCUCCAGCCAUAUCAAUGAUUUCUGCUUAAACCUCAAACACUAUUUUCGAGACUUAACAUUCAUUUGUUGAAUUACACACAGAAUUCCAGAUUUUUUCCUGUGUAAUGACCAACACUUUCCUUCUUUUUUUUUGUUGUUGUUGUUCUCAAAAAGUGCUCUUUCUUUAUCUUUAUUUUUUUGGGUUUGUGUGUUUAUUUUGCAUUCCCACUUUGGUGGACAUCUCUUUUUGAAUACUAUGCUACUAUAAGCACACACAGUGGUUCCACUUCAUCUUCUUUCCUCCAUGUGUCUUACUUACUGACCAACAACAAAAAAAAAAAUGUAACACUGGAAACUGGAUCAAAUAGCAUUAAUCUUAUUGGUGAACGUAGCUCUUAUUGAAAUGACCUACUGUCUUUUGUUUUCGUUGAACUCGAGUAGCUGUUUCGAUAUUAUUUUGCACUUUAUUUAUUUUCCUGUAUGUGUGUCAUGCAACUAAAAACUUAACACUGGCAUAUGGACGUGAAACAGUUGAUGACUAAAAUGUGACUUUAUCACAAGUGUUUGAGCAGUCUUGUGCAAUGAAUGAAAAAAAAAAUAAAAAAUCAAAUGUGAAUAAAAUGCUGAAAAUACA
This is a messenger RNA of Silurus meridionalis, 3237 nucleotides long. RefSeq names its product GDP dissociation inhibitor 1 (gene gdi1). NCBI's taxonomy places the organism in Eukaryota, Metazoa, Chordata, Actinopteri, Siluriformes, Siluridae. The transcript has 11 exons. The record is from RefSeq and is a predicted model, not a curated record. Gene Ontology annotation, molecular function: Rab GDP-dissociation inhibitor activity. Gene Ontology annotation, biological process: vesicle-mediated transport; protein transport; small GTPase-mediated signal transduction. The coding region runs from base 219 to 1562 and encodes 447 amino acids. Gene Ontology annotation, cellular component: cytoplasm.